AUGAGCAGUCCUCAGCCCUUGAAUGAGGAAAGAUAUGAUAUGACGGGUGACCGCCUGGCUCUGACACUGUGUGUCACCAAAGCCCGUGAGGGUUCUGAGGAAGACAUGGAUGCCCUGAGUCGCAUGUUCCAUCACCUAAAAUUUGAAAGCACCAUGAAGUCAGAUCCCACUGCUGAGCAAUUCCUGGAAGAGUUGGAAAAAUUUCAGGAGACCAUAGAUGAUAGGGAAGAGCCCGUCAGCUGUGCCUUCGUGGUGCUCAUGGCUCAUGGCGAGGAAGGCCUCCUCAAGGGAGAAGAUGAGAAGAUGGUGAGAUUGGAGGACCUUUUUGAUGUCUUGAACAACAAGAACUGCAAGGCCCUGAGAGGCAAGCCGAAAGUGUACAUCAUUCAGGCCUGCAGAGGAGAGCACAGAGACCCUGGUGAAGAAAUGGGUGGAGAGCAGGUUGCUGCCGUCAUGAAGAGCAAACCCCAAACCAUCCCAACCUAUACGGAUUCCCUCCACAUCUUCUCCACGGUAGAGGGUUACCUCUCCUAUAGACAUGACGAGAAAGGCUCUGCCUUCAUCCAGAUCCUGACAGAUGUGUUUACAAACAAAACAGGACCCAUCACAGUGCUGCUAGAAGAGGUAACCCGACGCAUGGCAGAGAUGGAGGUGAUUCAGGAAGGGAAACCAAGGAAAGUGAACCCUGAAAUCCAAAGCACCCUCCGGAAGGCUCUCUACCUGCAGUAA
Arvicola amphibius (Eurasian water vole) is the source of this 729-nucleotide messenger RNA. It is a transcript of the gene Casp14, whose product is annotated as caspase 14. Lineage: Eukaryota; Metazoa; Chordata; Mammalia; Rodentia; Cricetidae. The record is from RefSeq and is a predicted model, not a curated record. The coding region runs from base 1 to 729 and encodes 242 amino acids. The transcript has 6 exons. Gene Ontology annotation, molecular function: cysteine-type endopeptidase activity. Gene Ontology annotation, biological process: proteolysis.